Molecule: messenger RNA, 597 nt
Organism: Tilletiopsis washingtonensis
Lineage: Eukaryota; Fungi; Basidiomycota; Exobasidiomycetes; Entylomatales
Product: putative GTPase Rho1
Exons: 6
Coding region: 1-597 (198 amino acids)
Biological process (GO): small GTPase-mediated signal transduction
Molecular function (GO): GTP binding; GTPase activity
Source: RefSeq, a predicted model, not a curated record
AUGGGCAGCUCCGGCGACAGCCUCCGGCGGAAACUCGUCAUCGUCGGCGACGGUGCCUGCGGCAAGACCUGCCUGCUCAUUGUCUUCAGCCGCGGCACGUUCCCCGAGGUCUACGUCCCCACCGUCUUUGAGAACUACGUUGCCGACGUCGAGGUCGACGGCAAGCACGUCGAGCUGGCGCUCUGGGACACGGCCGGCCAGGAGGACUACGACCGGCUGCGCCCGCUCUCGUACCCGGACUCGCACGUGAUUCUGAUCUGCUUUGCCGUCGACUCGCCCGACUCGCUCGACAACGUGCAGGAGAAGUGGAUCUCCGAGGUGCUGCACUUCUGCCAAAACCUGCCCAUCAUCCUCGUCGGCUGCAAGAAGGACCUGCGCCGCGACCCCAAGAUCAUCGACGAGCUGCGCAAGACGAGCCAGCGGCCCGUCAGCCCGGAGGAGGGCAUGGCCGUUGCUCAGAAGAUCGGCGCCGCGCGCUACCUCGAGUGCAGUGCCAAGACGGGCGAGGGUGUGCGGGAGGUCUUCGAGCACGCCACGCGCGCCGCGCUGCUCUCCAAGCGCGGCGGCACCAAGAAGAGCAAGUGCGCCAUCCUCUAA